AUUUGCUGGUGCGGCAUCCAAGCGCCGGCGAUGGCGAACGCUCUCCCGCUGACGGCGCCGCCGAAUGAAGGACAGGUCAGUCCGAGCGGACCCAACGUCUCCCCGGACACGCAAGUCUUGACACAAGCGUUCCACGUCCCUCCUCAUCAACGCAGCAGAAAGGCCGCGGAGAAGGCGACGGCCGAUGCCGGCGGACGUCUCGGUCUGGACGGCGGACUCGUCCGGCUUGGAUCGACGCGCCACGGUCUGAUGAAUGCAAAAGAAGUGCCACCACCUAAGCUCAGCAUGAUGAACUCGUACUACGCUGGGCAGUUGAUUUGGGUGUCUAUCACGCUCUUCGUCGUGGGGCUGGUUGCAGUCCUCGCGUCGCAGUACGAAGACUUUGUGCAAUCCGUCCUCAAACAGAAUGCCGUGACCCAGCAUUCUGCGUGCAUGACGGUGCUUCCGAUCCUGGGGUCGAUGGCCGUGAUCAAUGUCGGACUCUCGUUUCCCGCCAUGGGCUGGCAAUUCGCGACGCUGUACAAGCUCGUCCAUCCUGCGUCGACGACAGUGCUGCGCCUCAAAUUUCUGUAUUGGUGCGAGACCAUGUUCCUACUGCAGUACAUUGCCGGCGUUGUGGCACUCAUCUCGUUUGUGUUUUACGCGAUUCGCUUGCGCAUGGACUACGACGGGUUCAACUCGAUGUGGGGUCGCAUUGCGUGGAGCGUGAACGCGCUGCUCGUGCUGCUGCUGGCAUACCAAUGGGUCGUGUUUGAUCGAUUCCGCACCCACCAGAAACAACAACUUGGCGCGCCCAACGAACUCGAACACGUUGGGAGCUGGAAAUUUCGCCGUUGGGUCUCUGGGCUCAUGGGCAAAAAAGCCAAGACAACCAGCGAAUUUCGCGCCGAUCUGUACGCGUCUGUGAAGCGAGGGAAGCUCCUUGAAGUCCAGACGCUGUUGGCAAACGCGCUCGAGGGCCUCAACACUGACGGCGAGCGAGCAAUGUUUUUCUGGAAGCUGUACGCGACGCCCGCGAUGGUCCUCGGACUGUACGCCAACCGCACAAAGAACCCUCUGCACAUUGCGUGCCAGCAAGGCGAUGCCGAGAUGGCGCGCGUGUUGCUCCAAGCAGGGUUGAACCCGAACUUUCUCGACAAAAUGGGCGGCGUCGACUUGGGGAUCGGGUCGGUGUACCAGUGGUUGUGGCGGCGCCACAACCGGACCAAGUACGUUUUGGUCUCGCCAUUGCACGUCGCUGUGUCGCACGGCCACUUGGAUUGCGUCGACGCAUUGCGUGAACACGAAGCAAACAUGGACAUUGUGGCCGUGACGGAUGUGUUUUCCAAGGACCUGGCGGUCCCGCCGUUGUUUUAUGCGGAUUCACGAGUCACGGCCAAGGCGCUGCUUGGGUACGGCGCGAACCACUUGAUGGUGCCGAGCUUUGGCACAGCCAUGUCGACGACCGUGCUGCAGCACAACUUGUUCUUGGACCGAGUGGGGCUUGCGCGGUUGUUGGAAGAUCAUGGCUGUGACUACGCGUUGACACCGUUGCAUGCGUUGGCGGCGGCAGGCGACGUUGCCGCCGUUCAGUACUACCUGCGGAAAGGCGUCGAGCCGGAUGUGCUGGGCGAGUACUAUGUCGGGCUGAACCAGCGCACGCCAUUGCAUUGGGCAGCGGUGAUGGGUCGCACCCGAGUCGUGGAAACUCUCCUCCAGCAUCGCGCGACGGUCGACUUUAUGGAUCGAAUGGGCCGAACACCACUGCACUGGGCGGCUCGGCACAACCAAGUCGGCGUGAUCAAAGCGCUGCUAUCGUACCAUGCGAGCCCGACCAGUCUGGACGACAGCAACAUGACCCCGUUGGAUGUCGGCGCUCACAGUGGCUCGAUUCGCGAAGACGCGAUCCGUGCUCUGCUGGACAGGACAAGUUUGAACAUCAACCGCGCGUACUGCGGCGAAACGCCGUUGCACUUGGCGUUGAAGCAAGGCCAUAAGGACACCGCACUCGCACUUGUCGCGUGCGGCGCCGACAUUUACGAGGUCAACCACGACGGCCGGCGCGCGAUCGACUGUUGCAUAUCGGCUGAGCUCCAGUACUCGAUCAAGAAAGCGAGCGGCAGCGUCGACGUGUACAUGUCGUACGAACCACCGUACUACGCGUUCGCCAAGUCGGUGUGCGACGCGAUCGAAGCCAAUUUUAUCUCGGUGAACCUUCGGCCCGUGCUCGAGACGGUGCCAAACAAAACCCUGCUCAAGGGCGUAAGCGUCGUCCUGUGCGUGCUCUCGGAAGGAUAUGGUCGCCACAACUUGUGCAUGUCCGAGUUGGCGCUGGCGAAGCAGUAUAGUGUUCCGGUCGUUGCCGUGAAUUGCGACUGCGGCCCGUUGUCCGAGGAGCUGCAAGUGUACCUCUUCACGCGGCAGAUCAUUCCGUUCCAGCGCAGUGUCAUUCAAAAGGCGAUCGAUCCGCUGACCAGUGGCCUGUAUGCGUUCACGAUGGACCAUGAUGUGUUUACGCAGUCGCUUCGGUCCUUGCUCGAUGGGCUGCGCGACGAAGUUGAACUCCACCGUCUUGGCAAGAGACGCAACCCCCAUGGCAUGGCGAAUGGACUCGCCAAAACAGUCCUCGGCACGUCAUCGCGGUACCUGCAUGCCGCCACGCCCUCGAAACACAAACCGCAUUCAAUCUUUGUCUCGCACGGCGACUGCCACCCCGAAUUUGUUCAACAGCUCCGGUUUCACUUGCGCCAACGAGGCGCGUCCGUGCUCGUCGACUCAAACUCCAAUGUACCCCACGCGAUACAAGGCGACGUGAGUUCAUCGUGACGGUGUGUAGGUGUCGGGGCUGAAGGAGCGCGUGGUUGCCGCCAAGGACGCGAUUCUCCAGUGCCAACUCUUUCUCGUCGUGCUGUCGGCCGAGAGCAUUUUGACAUCUCUCGUCAGCGACCAGCUUGCGUUUGCAGAAGACAAGGGAAAGCGCAUUGUACCGAUUUGCUUGCAUUCGAAACUUGCUGGCGCCGGUACGUUGCGCAUGAGGGUGUUUGUGUCAGCGCACUCGUUGCAGGAAAACUCGCCGGGUUGUUUCAAAACCGACUGCUUGUGUUUGCCGACGACUUGGGGUUCGAGCACGGAAUGGACAGCCUCGUGGAAUGCCUCGACGAAGUCAGUAGUUCCGCGCCGCAGGACGACGCCGUUGCCAUCAGCAAGAUCCAAGCCGAGCUGCAUGCCGCGUAGGACACACAACGGACGGCGUGUGUUUUUGUGUGUGUGUGUGGAGUGUUUUGAAUAAUAAAGAGUGGUUACGCCACGGCCAUCCUGCCUUCCAUCA
Messenger RNA from Aphanomyces invadans, 3307 nucleotides. RefSeq lists its product as hypothetical. The record is from RefSeq and is a predicted model, not a curated record. NCBI's taxonomy places the organism in Eukaryota, Oomycota, Saprolegniomycetes, Saprolegniales, Verrucalvaceae. Gene Ontology annotation, biological process: signal transduction. The transcript is spliced from 12 exons. Bases 31 to 2805 code for a protein of 924 amino acids. Gene Ontology annotation, molecular function: protein binding.